GGAAAGAACUCAAGAAGAAGAAUACCUGUAGCACCAUCUGGUUCAUUAUGGAUACGAUAAUCGUUAUUUUAGGAAUAUGUUCGAUCUUAGUGGCUUUGAUUCUUUUUAUCGUUACAAAGGUCGGGAAAAGCAAUAAAAAUGCAGAACAAGAAAGACCUGGUAGAGCAGCCCCUGUUGCCUGUGACAAUGCUGCAGGGGGAGUCAGAAGAGGAGCAAGGAGAAGAGGACCGAGGAUGGUGAGAGAACAAGUUGAAGACGAUGAUGACAGUGAAGAAGAGGAAGAUGACAUGUUGAAUUUUAACUUAAAGAUUGGUAAAAAGAAGCGGGAAAAGAUGGAAAAGAAAGAGGAAAGACGAAGAAUGCGAGAGAUGGAAGAAGAAGACCGUAGAGAAAGAAAGGAAAAACAAGAGAGGGAAAUGGAGAAGCUUCGAGAAAGGGAUAAAUGUGCUGAGGAGGAGGAAAAAGAAAGGGAAGAAGAGGAACGGUUACGAAAGGAAGAGGAAGAAAAAAGGGAAUAUGAAGAAUAUUUGAAACUUAAGGAGAGUUUUACAAUUGAGGAAGAAGGACAAGAAACGGUCACAUCUGUAGAGGAGGCGGAAAAUAUGCUACAACAGUUUGUUGAUUAUAUUAAGCAGAAGAAAGUAGUUUUAUUAGAAAACCUGGCUGCAGAAUUCAGCAUUAGAACACAGGAUGCAAUUAAACGUGUUCAGGAACUACAAGAAGAAGGUCGAUUAACUGGUGUCAUUGAUGACCGUGGAAAGUUUAUCUACAUAUCCCAGGAGGAACUUGAUGGUUUUGCAAGAUUCAUUCGCCAGCGAGGGCGUGUGUCUAUCACCGACCUUGCUGAGGCUAGCAAUACAUUAAUUAACCUUCAACCGGAUACUAUAAAUGUAGAACAAGUUGUUAGUUGAGGAACCAUCUCAACAUCAGGAGUGCUAAUUUUCCUACCCUUUUGUGUUCGCGGUUUGUUUAAGGUCAAUUUUGGUCGCUGUCUCACUUCAUUACCUGAUGGGCUCGUUUGUUCAUUUUUUUCAUUUAAUUUAUUUUUUCAUUACACUUAUAGUGCAUCAAUGAUUAUUAAUUAAAAUUAUUAUUGAUAUAAUUUUUUAAUCAUUUAAAUGUCCAAACUUCAUGUAGUUUUUGUAUUGAUGACAUUCUUCUUGUUUAUUAUUACUUCUGUUUUAGUAUGUAUUACAUUUUUAUUUGUACACUAUUGUUAUAAUGGUAUUAAAAUAGUUAUAAUAAAUAGUAAAGGACAAUGUUUAAUUACUAUUUUUAUUGGAUUUUGUUACAAGAGUAUUAAUGGAUGAUGAUGGUAUUUUAAUACAAUUUUCCAUAUAGUAUUAGGAAGUUGUUUUUAAUUUUCUUUUUUUUUUCUUACUUAUGGGGUAAUAGCCUGAUGUUAUUUAACAUUAAAGAUGAGGAUAGAAAGUAUAAUCAGGCAGGCACAUGUCAUCAGUGUGAGAAUAAUUCAUCUAAAGCUGGCAUGAACCAGUGGGGGCACCAGUAAGGGGUGGGGGGCCUGGAACCUCCCCCAUCGUCCUACACCACAACGAGGUCGUUGACCAAAAAUGUUAAUUUCCUUAUCCAACUAUCAUUAUUUUUAUUGCCAUUCCCAAAUAUUGUGGUCUUAAAGCACAUUUUUGGGCCAUACUAAGUCAUAAAAACUCUACCCAUUAGCCCAACCAGGAUUUUUUAUUCCGGGACCCUGACUGAGGUUCUAGUCAGCCCCUUGGUUCAGAUCACGGUGUCGGACAUGUCGGACCCACUUUUUCUGGAGCCACCACUACAUUACAGCUCCAUUAAUAGCAGUAACAUUCUGGGUGUCUGCCAUAAACCAACUAUUCCAAGUAAAAUGUUGGUCAGGAGAAAGAAAACAGAUUACUCUAUUAUCAAAUAAGUACCAUGGUGAUUAUAUACAAGUCUCCCUCUAACUAAAACCACUUCAGGGACUGGGAUUUCCAUGGUAUAGCCGCUUUGGUCUCUAAUUUGAAUAAUAAAGAUAAAAAACAUUUGUUAAGUUGGGAACUGAGAAAAGUAGUCUUUAAUUGGAGGUGGUCUUUAAUUAGAGGGAGACCUGGAUAACACUUUCUGUAAGUUUCAGUGCAGCACUUUUUCAAAUGUAGUGCUUAUUUGAAAGUGUUGCUGAUACUGAAUUGUUAAAAUUUUACUGUGUGUUGUACAUAGGCUUUUCUGCUAUAAGACUGCAAUUUUAGCAUUAUUAAUCUGUGAGAAAUAAGUUGUUUAAUAUUGUCCUGAUUCUACAAAACAUAAAGGCAUGUUGAGUAAUAUAUACUCUUGAAAAACUGCCCCAACAUUUAUUUAAAAUAGAAAAAAAUAUCUAUCACAAGCGUUUUAGACAGUGGGGCUUAUGAUGUUCGGUCAUUUACGUUGCUUAACUCAAUAUUUUCUCAUGAUAAUCAUAGUUAAGUAGACAUGUUUUACUUUCGUGAUAUAAAGACCAGCUGAUGUAGUAUCCAAUUGAGACUACAGUCACAACCAAUCAAAAGAAGGAGAAUACUGAAUAGUUACAUUUCAACAAAGAUAGAAAAAUAUGUUGACCCAUCAACAGUAUGAUGUGGGAUGCUCCUUAAAACCCACUUUUUCGAUUUGCACUUUCACCAUUAAAUUGUUUAACUUAAA
Messenger RNA from Anneissia japonica, 2643 nucleotides. Its product is annotated as DDRGK domain-containing protein 1-like. The record is from RefSeq and is a predicted model, not a curated record. The coding region runs from base 48 to 911 and encodes 287 amino acids. Lineage: Eukaryota; Metazoa; Echinodermata; Crinoidea; Comatulida; Comatulidae. The transcript has 8 exons.